AUGUCGAAUAAUAUCGAAGACGAUACUGUUGAUAAGAAACAGUUGGAAGUCCUUAAGAAGGCUAAGAAGGACCUUGAAAGUCACCUAGGCAAGGUUGAUUACCAUAGGAAAGCAGUCAAAGAGAUCCUCACUCACUUUGAUACUAACCUCGAUACAGGGCUCACUAAAGCUGAGGCUCAGAAGAGACUUGAAAAGUACGGAACGAAUGAAUUAGAAGCUAAGGAGAAGGAAAGUCUUUGGGAAAAGAUCAAGGAGCAAUUUGAUGACCUCCUAGUCAAAAUCUUGCUCGUCGCUGCUGUGAUUUCCUUUGUAAUUGCUCUCACUGAUGAUAAAGAUGAAGGAAUCGCUGCUUAUGUAGAGCCAUUUGUCAUCUUAUUGAUCCUGAUUGCCAACGCAAUCAUUGGUAUCGCUCAGGAUAGCAAUGCUGAAAGCGCUAUUGAAGCUUUAAUGGACAUGCAAGCUCUCGAAUGUAAUGUAUUGAGAGACGGAGAGUGGAACAUCAUGGACUCAAAGAAUCUUGUUCCAGGAGAUAUUGUCGAAGUUCAAAUCGGAGAUAAAACACCUGCUGAUCUCAGAGUUGCUGAAAUGAAAUCAGUCAGCUUGCAGAUUGAAGAAGCCUCUUUGACUGGAGAGUCUAAGCCAGUGAACAAGCAACAUGAAAUUAUUCAAUCUACCUCGAACCUGCUCCAGGAUAGGAAAAACAUGCUCUUCUCUUCUACUAUUGUAACUUAUGGUAAAGCUGUUGGUAUUGUCUGCUCUACUGGAAUGGAUACUGCUAUUGGAUCAAUCCAAAAAGAAGUAAUGGCUGCUAGUGAAGAGGAAGAAGACACCCCAUUGAAGAAAAAGCUCGAUCAAUUCGGAGAAACGCUCUCAAUUAUGAUUGGUGCUAUUUGCUUCCUUGUCUGGGCAAUGAACUACUCUAACUUCAGCGACCCAAUCCACGGAGGUGUUGUCAGAGGAUGUAUCUACUAUUUUAAAAUUGCUAUUGCUUUGGCUGUUGCAGCUAUCCCCGAGGGACUUCCAGCUGUUAUCACUACUUGCUUAGCUCUUGGUACCAGAACUAUGGCUCAGAACCAUGCUAUUGUUAGGACACUCCCUUCAGUUCAGACUCUUGGAUGCACCACAACCAUUUGCUCUGAUAAAACUGGUACUCUCACAAAGAACGAGAUGAGUUCUGUGAAGUUCUUCUACAGUGGAGAGAAAUUUGAUGAUUUUGUUGAUAUUGAUGUUGAAGAUACCACUUAUAACCCACAAGGAAAGGUUGAUAUCUCUGACAAAAAGAAACAAGCUCAUAAGGAUCUCUUAUUAGCUCUUGCUACCGUCUCAACCGUGAAUAACCAUGCUGAUAUAAAAUUCUCUUCUGGAAAUUUCGAGAAAUAUGGUGCUCCUACUGAAGCUGCUCUCAAAGUACUUUCUGAGAAGAUUGGAGCUCUCUACAAUAACUUUGAUGGCUAUGAUAAGAACCCAACUCCCUUCUCAGACAGUCUCAACAUUGAGAAGCUAGGAACCCUCGAAUUUGAUAGUAAGAGAAAGAUGAUGGCCACUGUCGUAUCUGGAUUCUCUGAAGAUCACAAGAUUUCUCUCCUUCAAAAGGGUGCUACUGAAAGAAUCAUUGAUAGAUGUGCAACUCUCAGACUUGGAAAUGGAGAAAUUGUUGACCUUACUAAGAAGCAUAAGGAAAUCUUGAAGAAGCACUACAACGAGAUUGCUUCCCAAGGCCUCAGAUGUAUCGGAAUCGCUGCUAUCUACAAUGGAGGAGAGCUUAGUACUAUCAAUAAGAAUAACAAGAACACUCUUCUCUCAUCCUUUGAUAUGUAUGACACUUAUGAGUCUGGAGGUACCUUCCUCGGAGGUGCUGCCAUCAAGGACCCUUUGAGGGAGCAAGUUCCUCCAUCAAUUCAACAAUGUAAGGAAGCUGGAAUUAGAGUUAUUAUGAUCACUGGAGACAACAAAAACACUGCUGAAGCAAUUGCUAGAGAAGCUGGAAUUCUUGUUGAAGGACAAACCUCUGAAGGUAACUGCUACACUGGAGCUGAGUUUGAAGAACUCAACGAAGAAGACAAGAUUGCCGUCCUUAAGGGAGACAAAGGAAAAGUAUUCGCUAGAGUUGAGCCAAGACACAAGAGAGAAUUAGUCAAACUUCUCACUAAGCAAGGAGAAGUCUGUGCUAUGACAGGAGAUGGUGUAAAUGAUGCUCCUGCUCUCAAACAAGCUGCUAUUGGUGUUGCCAUGGGUAUCACUGGUACCGAAGUUGCUAAGGAGGCUUCAGAUAUGAUUCUUACUGAUGAUAACUUUGCUACUAUUGUUAAGGCUGUUGAACAAGGAAGAUCUAUUUACUCUAACAUGCAAGCUUUUAUCAGAUAUCUGAUCUCCUCUAAUAUCGGUGAAGUUGCCUCAAUUUUCAUGACAGCUACUCUUGGUAUCCCAGAAGGAUUCACUUCAGUACAAUUGCUCUGGAUCAAUCUCGUUACUGAUGGGCCUCCAGCUACGGCUCUUGGAUUCAAUCCUCCAGAUAAGGACAUUAUGAAGAAGCCACCAAGAGAUCCAGAUGAGAGUCUUCUGAGCAACUGGGUUCUCUUCAGAUAUAUGGUCAUUGGUAUUUAUGUUGGAGCUGCAUGUGUUGGUAUCUUCAUCUACUGGUACUGCUGUGAUGACUUUGGAGAUGGUCACACUCUUGUCACUCUCGACCAACUCAGAAACUGGUCUGAGUGCCCAGACUGGAAGGACUUCCAUCCAGUUGGACCACACGGGCAAACAUUCGAAGACCCAUGUACUUACUUCACUAUUGGGAAAGUAAAGGCCAGUACCUUGUCUCUCUCCUGCUUAGUAAUGCUUGAAAUGUUCAAUGCUUUCAAUGCUCUCUCUGAAGAUGGAUCUCUGGUUCAGAUGCCUCCAUGGAUUAACCCAUGGCUUAUCUUGGCCAUUGGCGGAUCAAUUGCUAUCCAUGUUCUAAUCAUCUAUAUUCCAUUCUUCGCUGACAUUUUCGGAACUGCUUCCAUGACGGGAUAUGACUGGAUCAUCACCCUUGCUUUCUCAGCACCAGUAAUUCUGAUUGAUGAAAUCCUGAAAGUAUUUGCCAGAAUCAAGAACAACAUUGAGCUUCAGAAGAGACUUAAACAAGACUAAUUAAUUGUUUUAAGCAUC
Molecule: messenger RNA, 3144 nt
Organism: Moneuplotes crassus
Lineage: Eukaryota; Ciliophora; Spirotrichea; Euplotida; Euplotidae
Source: the annotation of a GenBank genome assembly